AUCAAUGAAAACAAAUUUUAUACUUUUUUAAUGUUGCCAUAACAAUUUUUGUUUCUUUUACUGUCAACAGCUGUCAAAGAGCUCCAAAAUGGUGCAGCGGCUUACUUUCAGGCGACGAUUGUCGUACAAUACAAAGUCAAAUCAAAGGAGAAUAGUGAGGACACCUGGUGGCCGCCUUGUCUACCAAUAUGUAAAGAAGGCGAAGAAGAUCCCAAGAUGUGGUCAGUGCAAGAGCAAACUGAGGGGUAUCCAGCCCGCCAGGCCCGCUGAGAGGUCUCGCCUGUGCUACCGCAAGAAGACCGUGAAGCGCGCGUACGGAGGAGUUCUCUGCCACAAGUGCGUCAAGCAGCGCAUCGUCAGGGCCUUCCUCAUUGAGGAGCAGAAGAUCGUGAAGGUUCUCAAGGCACAGCAGGCAGGCAUUCAGAGAAGCACUGGUGGUACCGCUGCCAAGAAAUCCGCAAAGUAAACUAUUUCUUAGGACCUAAAUAAAACUGUAAAACACA
Molecule: messenger RNA, 503 nt
Organism: Plutella xylostella (diamondback moth)
Lineage: Eukaryota; Metazoa; Arthropoda; Insecta; Lepidoptera; Plutellidae
Gene: RpL34
Product: ribosomal protein L34
Biological process (GO): translation
Cellular component (GO): ribosome
Molecular function (GO): structural constituent of ribosome
Source: RefSeq, a predicted model, not a curated record